Messenger RNA from Lepus europaeus (European hare), 3449 nucleotides. RefSeq names its product BRCA1 associated protein 1 (gene BAP1). Gene Ontology annotation, molecular function: cysteine-type deubiquitinase activity. NCBI's taxonomy places the organism in Eukaryota, Metazoa, Chordata, Mammalia, Lagomorpha, Leporidae. Gene Ontology annotation, biological process: protein deubiquitination; ubiquitin-dependent protein catabolic process. The transcript has 17 exons. The coding region runs from base 70 to 2259 and encodes 729 amino acids. The record is from RefSeq and is a predicted model, not a curated record. Gene Ontology annotation, cellular component: cytoplasm.
GCUCCCGGCGGGGGCGGCGGUGGGUCGGGAGGGCCUGGACAUGGCGCUGAGGGGCCGCCCCGCGGGAAGAUGAAUAAGGGCUGGCUGGAGCUGGAGAGCGAUCCGGGCCUCUUCACCCUCCUGGUGGAAGAUUUCGGUGUCAAAGGCGUGCAGGUGGAGGAGAUCUAUGACCUUCAGAGCAAAUGCCAGGGCCCCGUGUAUGGAUUCAUCUUCCUGUUCAAAUGGAUCGAAGAGCGCCGCUCCCGCCGCAAGGUGUCUACCUUGGUGGAUGACACGUCUGUGAUCGAUGACGAUAUUGUGAAUAACAUGUUCUUUGCCCACCAGCUGAUCCCCAACUCUUGUGCCACUCACGCCUUGCUGAGCGUGCUCCUUAACUGCAGCAAUGUGGACCUAGGGCCUACCCUGAGUCGCAUGAAGGAUUUCACCAAGGGCUUCAGCCCUGAGAGCAAAGGAUACGCAAUUGGCAAUGCCCCGGAGUUGGCCAAGGCACACAAUAGCCAUGCCAGGCCCGAGCCACGCCACCUCCCUGAGAAACAGAAUGGCCUUAGUGCAGUGCGGACCAUGGAGGCGUUCCACUUUGUCAGCUAUGUGCCUAUCACAGGCCGGCUUUUUGAGCUGGAUGGACUAAAGGUCUACCCCAUUGACCAUGGGCCCUGGGGAGAGGAUGAGGAGUGGACAGACAAGGCCCGGCGGGUUAUCAUGGAGCGCAUCGGCCUCGCCACUGCAGGGGAGCCCUACCACGACAUCCGCUUCAACCUGAUGGCAGUGGUGCCCGACCGCAGGAUCAAGUACGAGGCCAGGCUGCAUGUGCUGAAGGUGAACCGUCAGACAGUACUGGAGGCCCUGCAGCAGCUGAUUAGAGUUACACAGCCAGAGCUGAUCCAGACCCAUAAGUCUCAAGAGUCACAGCUGCCUGAGGAGUCCAAGCCAUCCAGCGGCAAGUCCCCUGUGGGGCUGGAGGCAGGCAGGGCUUUAGCGGCCCCUGAAGGCACCCACACAGAUGGUGUGGAGGACGUGGCUGGUUCAUGCCCACAGGCCCUGGCCCACAGCCCACCUGGCAAACCCAAGCUGGUGGUGAAGCCUCCAGGGAGCAGCCUCAACGGGGUCCCCCCCACCCCCGCCCCCAUUGUGCAGCGGCUGCCGGCCUUUCUAGACAAUCACAACUAUGCCAAGUCCCCCAUGCAGGAGGAGGAAGACCUGGCAGCAGGCGUGGGCCGCAGCCGCGUGCCAGUGCGCCCACCCCAUCAGUACUCAGAUGACGAGGAUGACUAUGAGGAGGAGGAGGAGGAGGAGGUGCACAACGCCAGCUCUGCCGUCAGAUACAAGCGGAAAGGGCCAGGGAAGCCUGGGCCAUUGAGUGGUUCUGCGGACGGGCAGCUGUCAGUGCUACAGCCCAACACUAUCAACGUCUUGGCCGAGAAGCUUAAAGAGUCCCAGAAAGACCUCUCAGUUCCUCUGUCCAUCAAGACCAGCAGUGGGGCUGGGAGUCCAGCUGUAGCGGUGCCUGCGCACUCUCAGCCCUCCCCCACCCCCAGCAACGAGAGCACGGACACAGCCUCCGAGAUCGGGAGUGCUUUCAACUCGCCCCUGCGCUCCCCCAUCCGCUCGGCCAACCCAACGCGGCCCUCCAGCCCUGUCACCUCCCAUAUCUCCAAGGUGCUUUUUGGAGAGGAUGACAGCCUGCUGCGGGUGGACUGCAUACGCUACAACCGUGCUGUCCGGGAUCUGGGCCCUGUCAUCAGCACAGGCCUGCUGCACCUUGCUGAUGACGGGGUGCUGAGUCCCCUGGCGCUGACAGAGAGUGGGAAGGGUUCCUCGCCCUCUGUCAGACCAAGUCAAGGAAGCCAGGGCUCCAGCAGCCCAGAGGAGAAGGAGGUGGUAGAAACCACAGACAGCAGAGAGAAGACUGGGCUGGCUAGGCCCGGUGAGCCCUUGAGUGGGGAGAAGUACUCACCCAAGGAGCUGCUGGCACUGCUCAAGUGUGUGGAGGCUGAGAUUGCCAACUAUGAGGCCUGCCUCAAGGAAGAGGUAGAGAAGAGGAAGAAGUUCAAGAUCGAUGAUCAGAGAAGGACCCACAACUAUGACGAGUUCAUCUGCACCUUCAUCUCCAUGCUGGCUCAGGAAGGCAUGCUGGCCAACCUGGUGGAGCAGAACAUCUCGGUGCGGCGGCGCCAAGGGGUCAGCAUUGGCCGGCUCCACAAGCAGCGGAAGCCUGACCGCCGGAAACGCUCUCGCCCGUACAAGGCCAAGCGCCAGUGAGGACUGCUGGCCAUGACUACAGCCCGCUCUUGCCGUGCGGCCCUCCCCGGGGCCCCUCCCUGCCCACUCCCCCUCGUCCCAGUAUUACCAAAUAGUUCCAGUCGAAGAGCUCGAGCCCUGGGAAUGGGAGCCAGGCCAUAUCGCACCCUGGGGCCUGGCAGAGGCAGGCCAGCCCUGUCGUGCUCAGGAAGCAGCAGCUGGAGAUGGGGCCCAGCAGGGUGCUGCGCUCCCUCCACAGCCGGCUGUGGAGCAGCAGGACCCAGCCCUUCUGCCUGGACAGCAGAAUAUAUAUUUUACUUAUGGAAGACGUCUAUUUUUCUGGGCUCCAACUCAUCUUGCCACCAUGUUGACGGAGUUGGCUUUCUGACUCUGCUUUCUCUCCCAGCAGCCAUCGUCCUGGUAGGCCCAGGCCCUUGCAUCACAUCAGGGUCAUAGCUGCAGAGCCUGGGAAGGCACCGAGCCCUCUGUUCAGGCCACAGCCACCAGCUUGUCCCUGUCGUGAGGAAACCAGGCUCACCAUCCCUUCCUCUUGGGAGAGCCAAAGUUGGACCUGGCUGCUGGGCUGGCUUGGGAGGUGGGAUGAGCACAGGUGGGAUGAGCAGCUGCUGGGAUCCCAUGGCCCGAGCAGACAAGGGUUUGAGCUGUCUGGUGGUCUAACUUGUCCUAGCUCUAGCCUAGCCGGGCUUGUUGAGACUGUCCUCCAAAGCAAGGCUCUGGGGCUCUUUGCCUUCAGUGUUGUGGGCCUGGCUGUGGGCCUGCCUGGGGCUCAGGAGCCUCUGCCCAGCCCCUCAGUAUUACCAUGUCUCCCUCCUCUUAGAGAUGGUGGAGCCAGGGCUGCUUGCAGGAAGCGGAUGCCACUCGGCUCUCCCUGCUACGCCAGCUUCCACAGCCUCUGCAAGGCACUCAGGGUGGGGGGCAGCAGGAUCAAGAUAUCCAGUUUGGAGUUCCUGUGUUCCCAGAGGGUCUGAUGCCAAGUGGCAAUGGGCUUAGCCCUGGCUGCAGCUCAGGCCCCAACCUGGCCCCAUGGCCUCUGCCAGAUGGCUUUCUGAAGGUCAUUCAAGCAGGCCCUUUAUCUGUACAUAGUGACUGGGGGACCAGCAGGUAUGACCACUGCCUCUGUCUGGGCUGAGCAUGGCCUGACCCCUUGGCCCCUAUAAAUACUGGAUCAAUGAAUGAAUAAAAUCCUGAGA